AUGCGUGAACGUUUUGACAAACUAAACGUGUAUCGGCCCUUUCCACUUUGGCCGUCGGGCGAGCAUCACGUGUCGCAGCUGCCUUUCGUGGUGAGGACCCCGCCUUCUUCAGUCGGAGCAUUCGGUCGACAGUGCCUUCGAGAUCAGCGCUGUUUCGGCACCUGCAGAGGUCACCAUCUACAGGUACUCUUCGGCAACGAACAGGCUACAGUGGUCAAUAAAAUGGCUGCACCGAACCAACAACAUUUGUCAUCGAAACCCAAAGCCGCUUCGCGCACCCGGCGUGUCUACAAUCCACAAAAUAACGCGAUUAAUUAUGUAAUCGAUUUGGGUCUAGAAUCCGUUUUAGAAGAUUGCAACUUGGGUCUUAAGGCCCUGUUCAACAACGACCUGGAAAGUAUAAUCAUUAUAAUGAAACUGUGGAACCGCACGGCCCUCUAUCAGCCGCUAGGCCCACCGCUAAGCAACUAUCCACCAGUGAUACCGUUAUGUCAUGAACAAGUUUGUCGUAUACUGGCCGUUAUGGGCGGCACACAAACUUUGUAUCAGAAGAACUGCCGCACCCAAAUGAUAAUAAAUCGACAGCUUAAGAAGAACCCGAGGGACUACAACAGGCUUUCUGAUGGCGAUGCGCUCAGAGAGCUAAAGUCCGCG
Molecule: messenger RNA, 654 nt
Organism: Iphiclides podalirius (scarce swallowtail)
Lineage: Eukaryota; Metazoa; Arthropoda; Insecta; Lepidoptera; Papilionidae
Source: the annotation of a GenBank genome assembly